Molecule: messenger RNA, 1092 nt
Organism: Laetiporus sulphureus 93-53
Lineage: Eukaryota; Fungi; Basidiomycota; Agaricomycetes; Polyporales; Laetiporaceae
Product: WD40 repeat-like protein
Exons: 7
Coding region: 1-1092 (363 amino acids)
Molecular function (GO): protein binding
Source: RefSeq, a predicted model, not a curated record
AUGCCUUUGCGAUACACACCGAAGUUGACAUUGCAUCAUCAACACGUUGAUGCUAUCACUGCGGUAGUCUUCAGUGCUGAUGGUCAAUUCCUUGCCAGCGGCGGACAAGACGGCGCAAUGGUCAUUUGGUCUACAACUUCCGGUCAAGCAAUAUAUCAUAUAACUGUCAAAUCUGGAAUUCUGUGUUUGCUGUGGCCGAAAUGUUCCAACUCCAUUAUUGCGGGAACGUCGGAUGGCACCCUAGCAAUGUUCACAAUAACCGAUAACAUGAUCACAGCUUCUGGUUUUGUCGCGCAUACAGGGCCUAUCGACGCGCUAUCAACGACUUGCAAUAUGGCAGUCAGAGCUCGAUCUGCCUCUCUCGAAGGCUUCCAUAGUGACCCUGAUCAGAAAUCUGCCACUCCUGCGAAUGAUUCAUGCAACAAGCAUCUGCUGGCAUCUGCAUCAGGUAUCAAUGUGAACAUCUGGCGUUGGGACCAAGAAACAAAAUUUUGGUGCAAAUACUGUGGUCUUGAACAGCCUCAACAUGAUCCAUUCAGUGAUGGACAGCCUGCUGAAGCAACAGGUGUUCAAUGGCUCUCACCUCCAGAUGAUAAUCAACUUGUAGUGUCAUACUUGCAACAUGGCAUCCUAUGCUGGAAAGUAGGUGAACAUGAAGAUGACAUUCAUGUCAACUGGUCGAUUCACAUGCCUUUCUCGUCAUACAGUGGAUGUAUUGCAAUAUCACCAGACAAUAAUCGUUUGGCUGUUUGCAAUAUUCAGACAGGAUUUGAUGUCUAUGAGAUUCCCUCUGGACUGCAUCAGUUACACAUAGACAGAUCUCAUGACAAGCCAGACAGAAUACUUCCAAUUGUCUUUCAUCAUGGUAAUUUGAUAUUAACUGGUGGAAUGAAUGGACGGUUGCGUUUGUACAACUCUGCAGAAGGCAGAUGUCUACAGAAAUUAAGACUCAAAACAAAGGCCCCAAUACAAGCCAUCUCAGCAUUCUACUUCACAGAUAAUGACACAUAUCUAAUUGCAGCAGGAACAUGUGUUGAAGAUUCUCCUAAUUUUAUUCAGAUAUGGGAUACAGUGAUGGUUGACUCAGACUGA